AUGUAAGACGUAAUGGAAAUUCAAAAGAUCAGUUUGAACUUCCAUUUGCAAAAUUAAUUAGAGCAAAAGAAGUUGAAAUUGAACUUAAAUCAUCAAUUGAUAAUUUUUUCAAUGAGAUAUCAAAUACUGAUAAUCAUUUAAAUUCAUCACUGUCAGAUGAUUCAUCUAAUGAAGAUAUGUCUGAUAAUGAAAGUAAACCAUCUAGUUUACAACGACAUGAACCUCGUCCACCUAGUGCACCUAUAUCAGAACAUAGUCGACGUCAUCGUCGUCCUCAUCAUCGUAUAAGUGAGCAAAUAUCAGAAUUUUCUCAAUAUGGUCCUCAAUCAUCGAAAACUAUGGACUCAUCAUCAUCAAUUCGUUCAAAAAAAAAUCAACAACAAUCAGAAAACGAUACGGAUAGUCCACAUAUUGAUCCAUAUGGUUCAACAACAUCACUUCGCCGUAGUGGAAUUUUUCAAUCAUUAAAAUUUAAAAAAGAUAAAAUACGUUUACCACGUCCAUUUAAUGAGCGUGAAGAUCCUAAUGAUGAAAAACAACAAAAAAAGAAUCGAAAAUCAACUGGAGGAACUCUUCGACCAGCUAGAGUGAGUCAUAUGAAAAAUUUAGAAUUAGAUGAAUUUUAA
Molecule: messenger RNA, 626 nt
Organism: Rotaria sp. Silwood1
Lineage: Eukaryota; Metazoa; Rotifera; Eurotatoria; Philodinida; Philodinidae
Source: the annotation of a GenBank genome assembly